This is a messenger RNA of Pangasianodon hypophthalmus (striped catfish), 3326 nucleotides long. RefSeq names its product sphingomyelin synthase 1b (gene sgms1b). The coding region runs from base 546 to 1583 and encodes 345 amino acids. NCBI's taxonomy places the organism in Eukaryota, Metazoa, Chordata, Actinopteri, Siluriformes, Pangasiidae. The transcript is spliced from 7 exons. The record is from RefSeq and is a predicted model, not a curated record. Gene Ontology annotation, cellular component: Golgi membrane; endoplasmic reticulum membrane. Gene Ontology annotation, molecular function: ceramide cholinephosphotransferase activity; sphingomyelin synthase activity. Gene Ontology annotation, biological process: ceramide biosynthetic process; sphingomyelin biosynthetic process.
ACACAGCGGUUUGGAACACAAGGAGCUGUUCGUUAAAUAAUCCACGCCCCCUGGAAACCGCUUCACCCCUGCCGAGUGAGGAAUCUUGGGCCGCAUCCAAAACCGCAUACUACCGCACUAAAGAGUGUGUCCACGGCGCACAAAACCGUCUUCCAUUAACGUUAUCUUCUCGGUCCGUCAUGCUGACCUGAGCACGGGGCUGACACCGGAAAGGAAGAAGCUUCAGGAUUAUGCGCGCCGCUGCAAGACAUCUUUAAAGUUAAAGAGCAGGAUUGUGGCAGACAUGUUCUCCACCGAGACACACUAAAGCCAGGGAAGGGACUCAUGCCUGGUCAGAACUCAAGAAGCCCAUUGGAUGAUUGCAUUUGCAGGCAGAACCAUGCAUUAGGAGAUGAUGUCCAGUUGACAUCCAGAGCUUGUUUUCUACAGCUGGUUUCAGCCUCCAUCCUUCUGCAUGAUGAGCGUUGCUGAAGGAACGCUGUGCAUCCUCUAGCGCUCUACACUGGUCCCUUCAUUCCGUCUCUACAGAUCGCUCGGGGACGGGCAUGAAAACAGCGCAGUGGUCCAGGGAAGAGGUCACCAUUGAGCCGCGCAUGGAGACUCACGUGAACGGCCAUGUUAAUGGCCAUGCCGCUGGCGAUGGGAGUAAGACAACGCGCAAUGGCUUAGCCAACGGUUUUCAUAAGGAAGUGGUGCGAAUUCUAAUCCCUGGCCCACCCAGCUCUUCAUUUCCCACUGAGUGGGGCAAGACUGCCAUGACUUUGUUAUAUGCCAUCUGCUGCUUUAUUUUAACCACUGUAAUGAUUUCUGUAGUCCAUGAGCGUGUGCCUCCCAAGGAGGUGAGCCCUCCAUUGCCUGAUAAGUUCUUUGACUUUUUCGACCGUGUGGAGUGGGCUUUUACCGUGUGUGAGAUUAAUGGGAUGAUUCUGGUGAUGUUAUGGAUCUUACAGUGGAGUCUCUUGAAACACAAGUCCAUUGUUGGUCGGCGGUUUCUUUUCAUUGUAGGGACGCUGUACCUGUACCGGUGUAUCACCAUGUACAUCACUACUCUGCCUGUUCCAGGGAUGCACUUUAAGUGCUCAGCUAAGCUACAUGGAGAUUGGCAGUCCCAGAUGUGGCGGGUGAUGAAGAUGCUUGCCGGCGGUGGUUUAUCCAUCACUGGCUCUCAUCACAUGUGCGGGGACUACCUGUACAGCGGCCACACGGUCAUGCUGACCCUCACCUAUCUCUUCAUUAAAGAGUACUCUCCUAGACGCUUCUGGUGCUAUCACUGGGGAUGUGGGACACUCUGCGUCGUUGGUGUGUUCUGCAUCCUUCUCGCUCAUGAUCACUACACCAUAGAUGUAGUCAUUGCCUAUUUCAUCACCACGCGCCUCUUCUGGUGGUACCACACCAUGGCUAACCAGUCGGAACUCAAGGCAGCAACUCAGAACAACUUCCUGUCACGCGUGUGGUGGUAUUGGGUUUUCCAGUAUCUGGAGCGGAACGUGCAAGGUGUCGUCCCUCGCAGCUACCACAUCCCCUUCUCGUGGCGAUCUAUACAGUGGGGCACAGUGAAGUACAGCAGGAUUGAUUCUGACUGAACGUAAACGCUCAAUCUGAAGAGCGAAACUCUCAAAGACUUUCCUUAAGUGCCAGGUCAUGUGACAAAUGAAGCCAAUCCCUUUAGCGCUCAGCUGCAGGGCGCACCGGUCCAUCUGGCCAUCCAAACAUCGUCCAAAGCAUUUCAUUCCUCACCCACUACCUACAUUCCCUUCGCAUUUCAGCUCGGAUGUGUUAUGGGAUGCGUGGUGUGUAGUACACAGGGCCAGAGCGACUAAUGAAUGCGUUUAGCACCUAGCACCUGCCAAAAGUAGUCACGUGGUAAUGUGAUCUUUAACAAAUCACUAACUUGGUAGAUGAUCUGCCUCUGUCUGUUACUUGAACAUGCAGUAAAGUGAACCAGCUACAGAUAUUUCCAUUUGCUUACAGACUGAGCCAGUUUGCCAUGUUUUAUGACAGACCUACUUGACAGAGUGGAAUCUAAAGUUUACCCCAGUCAGCGGGUUUUUUUCCAGACUGUUUGCUUCACUCAAAUGUAGAAGUGUCCCUUUAACUGAGAAUCCUGCAGUUUAUUGUUGUUAUUAUUAUUAUUAUUAUUAUUAUUAUUAUUAUUAUUAUUUUUCAGAAAAUGACUUGCAGGGAAGGACAUGUUUGAAGAGAAGUGCAGUUUUGUAGCUAUCCACUUAAACACAAAAUUUGGAAAAUGUGCUUUCUAUAAGAAUAGUGAUUUAUUUUUCAGAGUAAAUCUGUCACAUUUUUUUACAUGGAGAGCAAAAGGAGACAAAAGACUGUUUUUGGUGAUACAAACUUCCUCAGUGCCUUUCUUGCCAGGAUUGUACAGAGAUCCUGUGGUCUGUGUGUUUGUUCUUUUUUUUUAUUAUUAUUAUUUUAUUAUUUUUGUGCGUGUGUGUGUUUUUUUUGUUUUUGUUUGUUUGUUUGUUUUUAAGCUUGUGGUAUCAGUGGUACAUUAAUGUUGAUAAGACCCCUUAAAUCAAGGCAGAAAUAUCCAGCAUUUAGGUUGGAGGUAUUUAGCACUAAAAUAUGAAAGAAAACAUGAGAAGUAGUAAAUAGCUAUUGCUGGUAGAAAUUGAUGGUAAGUGUAAAGGCAUCAAUAUAUGUUAGUAUUAUUUCUUUGGUAAAUUUGGAUAGCUGCUAGGUUGUAGUGUCUACUUUCAUAUUUCCUUAGACCUAGAAUUUACUUUCACAGCAGUUGUUCAUAGACAGGGAGUUAAGAAUAAAGUGUAUAAGAAAAAUAUAAAAUGAUUGUUGUACUAUCUUUGCACUUGUCCUCAUUUUUACCAGCAAAGCAUAUUUGGUUUUAGGAAAUACCCAAAACUUAGGAUGUUGUAUAAGGACUGUAAGGUUUUUACCAAAUAUUCAACCAUUAAUGACCACCAAGCCAAUGUCCAUAAUCAGUUUUGUUGUAGUUUUUGUUGUUGUAUAUUAAAUUUAUUUAUUACAAUAUGUCUAGAAGUAUUCCUCUUAAUGGAAUAUGGGAACAUAUUUCAUGUCCUGUUAUUUUGUCUAAGACAAAUGGCUGUGUCUUUGGUUCUGCUUUAAUUCCCGACUACUGGGCAGGAGAGUAGUUUCAGUGUCUUUGUGCAUUGAUCGCCGAGAGUAUUUUUGAUCAUGUCUACCCUAUCCAAUGUGGUUAAUGAGCAGGAUGAUACUUUGUUCAUAAGCUGAUAACAAUGAGCUGUUCUGUACAACACAUGAUGAGAAAAGCUGCUAACACUUUCAAAUUUUUUGGCAAAUAAAUGACAACCAUUAGCACACAACUAAAA